This is a messenger RNA of Elgaria multicarinata webbii, 1397 nucleotides long. RefSeq names its product ETHE1 persulfide dioxygenase (gene ETHE1). NCBI's taxonomy places the organism in Eukaryota, Metazoa, Chordata, Lepidosauria, Squamata, Anguidae. Gene Ontology annotation, cellular component: mitochondrion. Gene Ontology annotation, molecular function: sulfur dioxygenase activity. Gene Ontology annotation, biological process: glutathione metabolic process; hydrogen sulfide metabolic process. The transcript has 7 exons. The coding region runs from base 45 to 869 and encodes 274 amino acids. The record is from RefSeq and is a predicted model, not a curated record.
CGCGUUUCCUCGAAGUCUGGCGCGCGGUCAGAAGGGAACACCCGAUGGGGCUGCUCCGGAGUUGCCCGGCCGCUGCUCUGCGGACCCUGAGCCAGGCGCGCGUCGCUGCUUUGACCCGGGCCAGCCUGCCCCAGCGAUGCUACUGCGCUCGCUCCGCCCAGAGCCAAGGGCUGCUUUUCCGACAGCUCUUUGAAUUGGAAAGCUUCACGUACACCUAUUUGCUGGCAGACGCAAAGACCAAAGAAGCGGUUCUGAUAGACCCGGUUCUGGAAACGGCGAAGAGAGAUUCAACGCUGGUGAAACAAUUGGGGCUAAGUUUGCUCUACGCAGUCAACACCCACUGCCAUGCCGAUCACAUCACAGGCACUGGACUUCUGAAGAAGCUACUACCAGGCUGCCGGAGUGUCAUCUCCAAGCACAGCGGGGCCUCGGCUGACAUCCUAAUCCAAGAAGGGGAUAACAUCAAAUUUGGAGCUUUCUCCCUGGAAUCUCGUGCCACCCCUGGGCACACAGAUGGCUGUCUGACCUACGUGCUGAAUGACAAGAGCAUGGCCUUCACGGGGGACGCCUUGCUGAUCCGAGGCUGUGGACGAACAGACUUCCAGCAAGGCAGCGCAGAGAGCUUGUAUUGGUCAGUCCAUGAGAAAAUCUUCACACUCCCUGGCGACUGCCUAGUCUUCCCUGCCCAUGAUUACACUGGCCAGACUAUGUCCACAGUGGAGGAAGAGCGAACCCUGAAUCCUCGCCUGACCUUGCCCAAGGAGGCCUUCGUGGAGCUGAUGAACAAUCUGAACCUGCCCAAGCCCAAACAGAUCGAUUUUGCGGUCCCUGCUAACCUCAAGUGUGGAAUUCAAGAUCUAGCUGCCUAGCCACGUGCUUCAUUCUCUAGGCCAUGCCUGUUUCCCCGGGAUCACACCUGUACGGCAUUUGAAGGCCCUCCCUGAAGCAGUGCGGCUGCUUCCCGGCGUACAAAGAACCCCAUUACCACUCGCUGUAGAGUAGGUGGUGAAAGGAGAUGAGAAGGGUGUCCCUUGGAGAGGUGCAGAGGAGAAGUCGGAUACAGUCGCUCGCCUCAGUUCCUGUCACACACAGCCACACACUCGUCCCGGCCUGGUUCCUAUAUGAUGAAGCAUCAGUUUCUAACUCUGAUCCCUCUUUGGCCCUGUUUUGGGUUUUCCUUUUGCACUGGCCGGACAUUUCUGGCACUUCCCGGCCCUCCAUUCUGUUCCUUUCAAGUUUGCCUUACAUUGAGAUUUCUCUCUCGGACCUUGAAAUUCUAUUUGUGGACCAGAAGGUAGGGACCCUUGUAAUGUGAAUGAUCAAAACUCAGGGGAGGACGGAUUUUGUGUGCGGAAGCUCUUGUUGCUCAUGGAAUAAAAAACGGCAUUUGUUGUUAA